Molecule: messenger RNA, 513 nt
Organism: Iphiclides podalirius (scarce swallowtail)
Lineage: Eukaryota; Metazoa; Arthropoda; Insecta; Lepidoptera; Papilionidae
Source: the annotation of a GenBank genome assembly
AUGCACCACGGAAAAUCAGUGUACACGAAUUACAAGAAUAAUUAUACUAAUAAAAUUCCGUCUGUUCGUCAUCCAAACGCGGCCGAUGCGCGAACACGCGUGCAAAGCCCCUUCAAGACGGACGUGCGCUCACCUUCCUUGAACCAGAGCGAAUGGACGGCGGCGAGGGGCGAGCGGGGGAGGGGCGUGCGCGGCGCGCGGGGAGGGUACAGAACAGCUGAGCGGAGCGGGUAUAUUGACAGCGGUGGGCACGUUGCCGCCGCGUUAGUACACCCACAGCCGUCGCGGAGUUCGCACGUAGCCGCAAUUGAUGCAACCGCCGGCGCGCUCGCUCGUCCCGCUGAAAUUAUGACUUUUGGACCGUCCGCCGGCGAAGUAGGCAGCGCGAGACCACUAGUUCCGGACCGGGCGUUGGCGACAGUCACCAGGCACUGGGAGGUGGACGGCCCCGCGCCAGCCGCGAGGCUCCGGUGCACCAAGGAGUUGCUAAUCAUCAGCCCCUUCGGACUUUUA